Molecule: messenger RNA, 1851 nt
Organism: Melampsora larici-populina 98AG31
Lineage: Eukaryota; Fungi; Basidiomycota; Pucciniomycetes; Pucciniales; Melampsoraceae
Exons: 8
Coding region: 1-1851 (616 amino acids)
Source: RefSeq, a predicted model, not a curated record
AUGACCCGCCCUGAAGCUUUGAGGAUUGCUCAAGAGCUUGGUUUCCUCAAACGUCCAACACCCCUGCUUCCCUCUGCCACAGAAGAUGACAAUGAUGGGUGGGAAGACACAAAUGAUUGUAUCCAUGAAGAAAUAUUCCAUGAAGAAAUCACAGACUUCUCCGGCGACCAAUAUGCUAGCCAUCAAAAAUCACUUCGACAUGCUGAAGCCCGAGCCAGGCGGCAACAAAAGUGGAAGGCACUUGAAACCCAACUGACGGCAACAUAUCUCCACCUUCAAUACUCUACAUGUAAUUGGACAAAGCCGUACUCAUAUUUGUCCAAUGAGGUUCAAUGCAAGUGUCCUUCUGACAAACUUCGACGGCGACGAGUUGACCUGAUUGACCUUCUCAGUCACACUAGAAGACGUCGAGUCACAUUCUGUGGUUGUCUACCCGAUGUGAUACGUCUUCUUCACCUUGGUUACAUAGCUGGCUCACCUCAGUUUCCUCGCACCGCCUUCUCUGUCCGGCUAGUCCAAUUCCACCAUCACCUCUGGAACCACCUAUCAGUAUCAACUUCAGGCUUUAUUGACACACUGAUGUCCUUUUUGGACGAACAAUGUCAUUCAAGAUUGACACCCGAACAAAUCAAGGGAAGACACCAGAAGAAUGUCAAUCGCAAUCUCAGACGUCCUUUCACUCAAGCAAUUGACGCCUACCGUCGAAUUCUCCUUCGAGAACUGUACCCUGACAAGUUUAUUGGUGUACUCUAUGAUAUCGGCUGCCACCUCGAUGUACAUAUAGCAAAGGUUAACAAAGGAGCUGGAACAUGGCUUCAAAAACGAUUUCAAAAUGCUGUGAAGGUCUCUAGAGAAGCCCAAUCCUCUUUGAAUUCCCUCUUUGAUAUGGACAACCCAGCCUUACCUGGAAACAAGUAUUCAGCCGAUUUUUUCCGUGGGCAGUGGGCUUCCGAGCGCGAAGCAUACACAAGUAAGCAGACAGUCUUGUUGAAGCAACAGUUAGAACUUGGUCGUCUAUUAUCUUUACAAGAUGAACUAGAAGCUGAGUGGUUAAAGCCAAUGCUUACACCUGAACAGGUUCUUGCUAGACUUCGGUCCACAGCUGAUCUGAAAGAGCGAAUUGAUAAGCAGGCGGCAAAAGUAGGCACUGCAAAUGUUCUGGGAUUAGAAAACAAGCAGAAAGCAUUCCUCAAGCUCUGGUACAGUAAGCACGAAGUUGGGCUGAAGUAUAUUGCCAUAUGUGAGGAAAAGCGACCACUCCAACAGAGUCGCACAGAUGGACAUGAAUCAAAUCUAGGACAUAAGGGAAAGACCAAUUUGCUUGUUGCACUUCGGAAGCAUGUAACACAGCUUAAGAAAGUUGUUGAAACAUAUCAAACUCGUCGGGCGGAAUACCACGUGGAAUAUCCACACCAUCAGCUCCCAGAAAAUAUUGAUUAUAACGAUCUAAUUCAUAUCCAAGCAGAUCAUCCCUUCUGGAACGACUCUCUCUUCACAAAACUGGAAGCACCUUGGGCAGUAGAUCCAAAGACGAGACAUGGCAUGCAGCAAGUUGCAUAUGCUGAUCGAGCAACCAAGGAGCUCAGGCGGCUUGGCUGGGAGGCUCGCCAAGCUAUGCGUUGGGCAAUCACGAGCCACAAUCAAAUCUGGAGGACUCUCCUUUCUUUGAAAUCGGUACCAAACUCUGACCCAAUCCUAGCGACUACUCUGACCUCUCACCCCACACUUUCAUGUUUACCUCCUCUGGCUCGUCAGAAAGCAGCUACUGUGGUCAUCAACAAUCGGUUUGUUAAAAUGGCAAACCUACAGCUCAUGUGGAAUGAAGGACUACUUGAACCAAGUUGGAGAUGA